UGCUGCUGAUCAGCUAUGAAAGGAAACAACUUCUCUGCCCGUUUCUUUUACUGAACUUUACCUGGCUCCCCUGACUGAAUUCAUCUCUACAACUUUGGAUUAACUCUGGACAGUGAAGUCCCAGAUUCAAGCAAACAUCUGUGAGUUUGUGCUCACUUUUGGUCACCAUCCCACCAAAAGCAGAAAAGACUUAAGCUGUAUGAAGAUGACCGUGUCUGUGGUCACUGUGCUGUUCUUGAUGACGGUUUCUGUAUCGGCAAGGAAGAGCAAUGGUGAAGUUUGGCCCCUGGACAUGGCUGACAACUCAGUGGAUGACUCCUUUGAAGGCUGCAGGAAAAGCAUGUAUGACUUAGUAAUGAAAAAGUACAUUGAACAUGAAAAACAGAAAACUUUUGGCUUUGCAGAUGCCUGGGAAAAGGCACUUAAUAAGAGUACAAAAGGUAGUCUUGGGAAAUACCAGUCUGCUGCCAUAUACAUGUAUACACAGGUCAAAUCACAGAACCAAAAUUGCUCCUAUGUGGUGUUAAACGAUGCUUGUCGUAACGGAAAAGAAUCAUACAAGUCAGAUACCUUUAAAUUUUACACACUGUAUUUCUUUCUGACUGAUGCAGUUCAGCAACUCAAAAAACAACUAAGUCAAAGAUUUCGGCGUGUGACCUCAUAUCGCAGAACCAGUGUUACAUUUGGAAAAGUUGCUGUAAAUCAAAAAAUUCGAUUUGGUACUUUCACUUCCAGCUCUUUGCUAAACAAUUUGACACAUUUUGGUGAAGAGUCCUGUUUCGAAAUUAAAACUCGUUACGGAGCUAAACUGAAAAAAUACUCAGCUGUGCCACAUGAGCAAGAGGUGCUGAUUCCUCCAUACGAGGUCUUUCACAUCACAGCCAUUAAAAAGAGAGAUCAGAAGAACAAACUGUGGUGUAAGGUGGUUUAUGAACUCAAAAGUGCUGGUAAGAGGAGCGAUCUUCAGUGUAUAAAAACCAAAAAAAAAACCUCCAGUGUGGGGUCUUCACCACUAGUGUCACCCUAUAUUAUAUCUGUUCUGUCAGUUCAGUGAUCAGGUCUGUUUAUCCAUCCUAACCUAUUUGUCUUUAAGAGAGUCUGCUCUGUUUUAAUAGAUGCUGUAUAUUUUUGAGCUAAAAAUUACUGGGCUUAAAGU
Colossoma macropomum (tambaqui) is the source of this 1156-nucleotide messenger RNA. Its product is annotated as NAD(P)(+)--arginine ADP-ribosyltransferase 2-like. Gene Ontology annotation, molecular function: NAD+-protein-arginine ADP-ribosyltransferase activity; NAD+ poly-ADP-ribosyltransferase activity. Bases 200 to 1054 code for a protein of 284 amino acids. The record is from RefSeq and is a predicted model, not a curated record. The transcript has 3 exons. Lineage: Eukaryota; Metazoa; Chordata; Actinopteri; Characiformes; Serrasalmidae.